Molecule: messenger RNA, 294 nt
Organism: Trypanosoma grayi
Lineage: Eukaryota; Euglenozoa; Kinetoplastea; Trypanosomatida; Trypanosomatidae
Exons: 1
Coding region: 1-294 (97 amino acids)
Source: RefSeq, a predicted model, not a curated record
AUGGAAAAGGAGCAGAAAAGCAUAUGCUGGCGACCGAAAAAUGCGCUCAUUGAAUGCAUAGUUGGAACCAAGUGUUUCGAGGAGAAGGGCAAUGUAGAGGACUGCGUUGCGACAAAUGAGUGCUUCCUGGAGCGGCGCAACUGGACGCUGUGCAAGGUGAAUGCUGUCAACCCUCGAUAUCGCCUUCGCGGCAACCCGUACGACGUGGCAACGGAGGACCAGAAGAAGAUUGAGGCGCGUGACGAGCGCAUCAAACGGAGGGAGUUGGAAGAGGAGGGUGUCUUUGCCAAAUAG